Molecule: messenger RNA, 1593 nt
Organism: Schistosoma turkestanicum
Lineage: Eukaryota; Metazoa; Platyhelminthes; Trematoda; Strigeidida; Schistosomatidae
Source: the annotation of a GenBank genome assembly
CUGGACUGUAGCGCGUGGUUUGUCCUUCUACGUUACCAGUUUGACAUAAACAAGUCCCGGUAGUUGUUUAGUCUUCAUUAUUAGUAUGUUAAGAUCAUCUUUUCUCUGUAACUCAAAAAAAUGGAAUAUUCUACGCCGACUUGUUCAUUCUGAAGCUAUCACGUACACUGAACAUGGUGAUCCAGAACAGGUUUUGCGUUUCUCAUCUACCCAAGUACAUCCAUUUGCAAAUGAUGAAGUUUUGAUAAAAGUAUGUGCAGCUCCUAUAAAUCCGUCGGAUAUCAACACAAUACAAGGUACUUACCCAAUAAAACCAAAAUUACCUGCUGUUGCUGGGAAUGAAGGUGCGGGUAAAAUUAUUGCUUGUGGUAAAAACGUGGAUGGUUUCGCUGUAGGAGAUACAGUUAUUCCUUUGGACUUGGCAUCAGGAACAUGGCAAACGUAUUGGUGUGGUCGAGCUGACAGAUUUUUGAAAAUAAAGCAUCCAAUUCCGAUGUCUUAUGCUGCAACAUUAGCGAUUAAUCCUAGCACUGCACUCCAUUUACUGAAUAAUUUUGUAGAACUUCAAAAAGGCGAUACUUUAAUUCAAAAUGGUGCAACUAGUGCUGUCGGAAUAUAUGUUAUCCAAAUAGCAAAAAUAUUAGGAUUUAAUACAGUGAACUUGUUUCGCGAAAGGGAAACACCUGAAGCCACAAAUGAAACACGUGAUCUUCUGAAGAGUUAUGGAGGUACUUGGUGUCUCACAGAGUCUGAAUACUUGGAGCGGGCUAAAGAGAUAGGUCCCUUUAAACUUGCACUCAACUGUUUAGGAGGAAAACCUGCAUCAAUCCUGGUGAAAAACUUAGAUCAUUCCGGGAUUAUGGUUACUUACGGUGGAAUGACUCGGAAUCCAAUGCCCUUACCUGUUGGUCCAUUUAUUUUUAAAGAUAUUAGUUUACGUGGAUUUUGGCUAUCUAAUUUUAAUCUACGCCAGUCUACAUCACAAAGACAACUUAUUAUUGAUCAAUUAUCAAAAUGGUUUUCUGAAGAGCUUAUUAAACCAUCACCAUUUGAAGAGAUUCCUUUCAAAGAAUGGCGUAAAGCGUUGAGUAUGUCAUUAUUCAAUGAUUCAACACCAACAAGUAUUAGAAAGAAGUCUGUUCUGAUUAUGGAAUGAUAUGUUUGUGUAUAUUGCAAAUUAAUGUAAAAAUUAAUAUGACUUAGUUGUUAUGUUGCCUUUUUUAUCUCUGAAACUUAAAAUUCCCAGAUCGUACUCAUAUACAUUGACUUGUAAUUUUUAUUCUGCAAUUUUUACUUAUUCAUUGUUUAUAUCUUAGUUUUAGCCUAAAAACUUAUUUUCCACCAAUAUUAUUACCUUCCUGUAUAUUCUUGAAUCUGUAUAAUAUAAGAUUUAAUAUAUAUACACUAUGUCGUCGAUUUUUAAAUCGGUCACAGCGAGGACUCAGAAAAACUAUAUUUAGAUUCCUUCCAAAUGCUGUAGGGUAGUGUAUUCAUUCGACAGCUUAUUCUCUCCAAGACAAUUAAGUGUACACAUACAAAUAUGGAGUUUAACUGAUAUUAUUUUUAAACAAGAUUUAAUGAUGUUGGACAACA